AUGUUGUCAAGAACCAGUGCAUUUGGAGCCCGUAUGGCCGGCGUCCAAGCCGCCAGAAACUAUGCCACUUUGCGUGAGAUUGAAAUGCGUUUGAAGUCGAUCAAAAACAUCGAAAAGAUCACCAAGACCAUGAAGAUUGUUGCUUCCACACGUCUGUCCAAGGCCGAGAGAGCCAAGACUUCUGCCAGAGAGUAUUCGGCCGCGGAACGUGGAUUUUACCAAAGUGCGGAAACCAAAGAGUUGCAAACAGAAGAGCCAAGCGAACUUAUCGUGGCUGUCACGUCCGACAAAGGUUUGUGCGGAUCGAUCCACUCGCAAUUGGCCAAGGCCGUGCGUAGGGAAGUGACCAAGACCCCGCAGGCGGACAUCGUGUGUAUCGGUGACAAAGUCAAGGCCCAGCUGCUCAGAACCCAUGGCGACCGUUUAAGACUGGCCUUCAGCGGUGUGGGCAAAGAAGCUCCCACUUUCGAGGAAUCGGCUCUUAUCGCCAACCAGAUCUUGCAGUUAGGAAAGCAGUACUCCAAGAUUCAGGUCAUCUACAACAACCCUGUGUCGUCCAUAUCGUUCGAGCCUUCUGUCAAGCCUGUGUACAACGCUGAGGCCAUUGAACAGUCGCCCUCGUUCGCCAAAUUCGAAAUCGACGCCGACAGCAAAGUUUCCCAGGACCUAUACGAGUUUACGCUUGCCAACCAGAUUCUUGCUGCCAUGGCCGAUGGUUACGCUGCUGAGAUUUCCGCCAGAAGAAACGCUAUGGACAACGCUUCCAAGAACGCCGGUGACAUGAUCAACAAGUACUCCAUUUUGUACAACAGAACCAGACAAGCCGUUAUUACCAACGAAUUGGUCGAUAUCAUCACUGGUGCCUCUUCCUUGGGCUAA
Molecule: messenger RNA, 879 nt
Organism: Lachancea meyersii CBS 8951
Lineage: Eukaryota; Fungi; Ascomycota; Saccharomycetes; Saccharomycetales; Saccharomycetaceae
Source: the annotation of a GenBank genome assembly